AUGGCGGCUGGGGAGCAGCUUGCGCGGGUGGCCAAAAGUCUAGAGAUGCUGGAAGAGCAGCUGAAGAGCUUGGCAGACAUGGCCAGCAGUUUGGAACCCGCCGAAGCCAAAGAAAGUACCCGUGAAGUCAUCCACAGCCUGACAGCGCUGGAGCAAGAUCUCGAGGCAGCCCGAGAAGGUGCUGGUGGGGCAGAUCCUGAACAGUCUCAAAAGCUGAGGAAACGCAUCACGGAUGCAACCACCAAAGCCUCCCGUCUGCGGGCGACUGCUUCGAACAAGCACGCGCAGCUCAUGGAGCCAGUCCGGACCGAGGUGGCACAGGCAAUCUUAUCUCGCCUGGCCAAGAAGAAGGAGGAUCAAGAUGCUUUUGCAAUGGCUGAUGUCGAUCAGGAUGGCUUCGUCUCGCGGAGCGAGUUUCAGAACUUUGUGAACGACUGUCCGGGAAACUUCUCUAAAGAUCAGCUUCACAAGCUCUUCGACUAUUUGGACGACGCACGUGUGGGCCGUCUGGAACGUGAUGAAUUCAUGCGCUCUGUGGUCGUGUUUUACAGGGUCUCCCGACCCAGCGUAGAUUUGGUGCAGACAAUGGGGGUGGCACAAGGGAAGCUUGUAAGAAAGCUUGAUGUGAAUGAGAUCUUGGAGUUGAUUGAGGGGCCCAUCAAGGAGAUUAACAAAGUGGUGAGAGUGAAGUGCCGUGCUAUGAGAGAUGGGGCUAUUGGCUGGGCGACGGCCACUGGCAGCAACGGUGUAGUCUUUGUUGAGCAGAAACGCGUUCACUUUCAAGUGAAGAGCACCACCACAUUGACAGACCUCCUGUCUGUGAAAGCCUGUAGCACCAUUCGACAGCUCAAGGAAGGUGAGCUACUGGAAGUUUUAGUUUGGGAGAAGGUUGAUCCAACAACCGGCCUCCGUCGUCUGAAGGGCAGAGCAUUGCGUGAUGGUUGUGUUGGGUGGGCGACCAUCGAAGGAAAUGGGGGCACAGUUCAUCUCACAAUGGUCUAG
This is a messenger RNA of Durusdinium trenchii, 1002 nucleotides long. NCBI's taxonomy places the organism in Eukaryota, Dinophyceae, Suessiales, Symbiodiniaceae. The record is from the annotation of a GenBank genome assembly.